AGUGGACGUCCCGAGUCGGCAUUUGCCAAGUUCGAGAGGAGCGCGUUCGCUUUAAUUCUGCGUGCGUAAUUGGAACAAAGCAAGUUGGUGCCAUUUGAUUUUGAGAAUAUCACAGAGGAAAUAUUAUUUGGGCUAUUUUUUUUAACUACGUCUCGACAUGGCUGUGACUGAAGCGGGAUGCGACCUGACGUACUGCAAAAUGAGGGGGAUUGUUGCUGUUCUCACCGCUUUCAUCAAGGAGAGAAAAAUGGGAUUGAAUGAUUUCAUCCAGAAGUUGGUGUCCACCCCUCAUAUCUGCCAACAUGUUGAGGUCAACAACUUCCUGAAGAUUGAUGAGAAUCAGAAUGAAGAGGUUGAACGUGAGCUUGCUGAAACAAGGGAGUUCCAAAUUUCACAAAGUUCACUCGCUGAGGACACUCAGAUCAAACCCUGCGAUUUCGACUACCUCAAGAUUAUCGGCAGAGGCAGCUUUGGAAAGGUUCUGCUUGCACGACACAAGGAGUCCACCAAAUAUUAUGCUGUCAAAGUGCUGCAGAAAAAGAUUAUCCUGAAGAAGAAAGAGCAAAAGCAUAUCAUGGCUGAACGUAGCGUUCUCAUGAAGAACAUCAAGCAUCCCUUCCUCGUGGGGCUGCAUUACUCCUUCCAGACUACCGACAAGCUUUACUUUGUACUUGACUACGUUAAUGGCGGAGAGCUCUUCUACCAUCUUCAGAGAGAAAGAGUCUUUUUGGAACCCCGGGCCAGAUUUUACACUGCAGAAAUUGCAAGUGCACUGGGCUACCUCCACUCACUGCAUAUUGUGUACAGGGACCUCAAGCCCGAGAACAUCCUGAUAGACACCCAAGGCCACAUUGUCCUCACGGACUUCGGUCUCUGCAAGGAAGGUCUUGAAGCCAACGGCACAACAACAACUUUCUGCGGGACGCCGGAGUAUUUGGCUCCGGAGGUUCUCCAGAAGCAGGCCUAUGACCGCACAGUUGACUGGUGGUGUUUGGGAUCUGUACUCUAUGAAAUGCUUUAUGGACUUCCUCCCUUCUACAGCCGCAACACAGCUGAGAUGUACAACAACAUCUUGCACAAGGCUCCUAUCCUCAAACCCAAUGUGUCCAACUCGGGAAGAGAGCUGCUCGAGGGGCUCCUGCAGAAGGAUCGUACCAAGAGGCUGGGGGUUAAGGAUGAUUUUCUUGAACUGAAGUUCCAUUCCUUCUUCUCACCUAUCAACUGGGACGACCUGAUGGCCAAGAAGAUCACGCCACCCUUUAUUCCCUCUGUGAGUGGCCCCACAGACCUGCGCCACUUUGACCCCGAGUUCACCCACCUGCCUGUGUCCUCCUCCCUGUGCAAUGACACCUUCAGCGUGAGCGGCAGUAUCAAAGAAGCAGCGGGGGCAUUCCCGGGAUUUUCCUACGGGCCUCCAGCAGACCAUUUCUUUUUGUGAAUGCCAGUAUCGUUCUGACACGACAAGCUCUGGAUUGAGAUUUGUUUCUGACAGCGGGACCUCGCGUGUCUACAAGGAACGUACUGAGGGUCAAACUCAUUUGACAUGACUCGUGUACUGGCCCAAAGCUUCUGCCUCUAGCAUCGAAAGCAAACUAAGUGUGCCAAGUACUGUUCCGCUACAGGACCACACAGCUCCUGAUGUGACGAUGAGAAGUGCCUGAUGUUUAAAAAGCAAUCGGGACGGCUCCUGCAAGAGUCAACUCCGAUUCCACUCGACUUUUGACAGGAGCACACAAGCCGUCCGAGGUGCUGCCUUCAUUCCACGAUUGCGUAAACUUUAUGUUGGAACUGAAAUCAUCAAAGUCCAUUAUGCAAUUUGAUUUCAUGUUAAUGCACAUGUAGAAACAUGGGUCAAGAAAAAUAUAUCUUUACUUUGGACCAAAUUUAACAAGAAUGAAAUAUUCUAUAGAUAAACAUUUUCAAAUUCUAUUUAUAUUUCCAUAAACACACACACACUUUGUAAAAUGUGUAACUUAACAUUUCCCAGUGUGUAAUGUGUAUCUAGAUAUUUAUCCAUAGAUUUAAUGAAAAUUAUAUUUAUUGAAUGACAAUAUAUAUUUGAUCUGGAAUAUGUGAUUCCACCAGCAAUAACCGGUCUCAACAAUAGAUAUAUCAAUCAAUGUUGGCAUAAACGCUCCAAACUAUAUUAAAGAUGUCUUUGUAUAUAUAUAUAUACUGUGUGCAUCACGUAGAGAGGAACUGUGAAUGUUUUGUGCCUGUCCAAGGCGGCCUGACCCACGUAUACUGUGUGUACAGAACAUAUCUUUUUUUCCAUUACCUGUUGUUCCCUGCAGUAGAGAUGUUGAUUUAUUUAAGUGCUUCAUUAACGAGGAACAAUAGGAUGGCGCAGACUUUGGCAUUAGCCACAAGCCUUCUGCUUAAUAGGGUUCUUAAGGUGCAAUAAAAUCCCAUUGGCUUUGAUGGAGGAUUUAUCGACGGAUCUUACAACAGAAUGGGAAUGUAUGAAGUUGGGUUAUGUUGUUGAAAAUGGUUGAUUUAUUGCCCGUGCAUAUUAGAUGCAUGUAAGAGGUGUAUUUUAAAGCCUGCUGAAAAAAAUACUGCACAGUUCCACAUCAUUUCUUCCAUAUCUGGAAGUUGUAAUUUUGUAUUUCAGUGUGUAUUUAUUUUUCCUGCUAUUGUUACCGUACGAGGAAAGUAAUUUACAUGAUCUACUUAAAUAUUGAAAUGUCAAAUUCCAAAUAAAAUCUCUUACCUGAACACCAA
Molecule: messenger RNA, 2724 nt
Organism: Syngnathus typhle (broad-nosed pipefish)
Lineage: Eukaryota; Metazoa; Chordata; Actinopteri; Syngnathiformes; Syngnathidae
Product: STKc_SGK domain-containing protein
Exons: 13
Coding region: 158-1438 (426 amino acids)
Biological process (GO): protein phosphorylation
Molecular function (GO): phosphatidylinositol binding; protein serine/threonine kinase activity; ATP binding
Source: RefSeq, a predicted model, not a curated record